Molecule: messenger RNA, 4206 nt
Organism: Babjeviella inositovora NRRL Y-12698
Lineage: Eukaryota; Fungi; Ascomycota; Pichiomycetes; Serinales
Gene: SMC4
Product: condensin subunit
Exons: 1
Coding region: 43-3984 (1313 amino acids)
Biological process (GO): mitotic chromosome condensation
Cellular component (GO): chromosome
Molecular function (GO): ATP binding; ATP hydrolysis activity; protein binding
Source: RefSeq, a predicted model, not a curated record
UCACACCGCACAGAUACUUCCAAACUAGAGUCGCCUCGUGAUAUGGUGCCCGCCGCGCAGUCCAGUUUCAUCGACACGGACUCCAAGCACUCAUUUAUUGACAAAUCGGGAGACAACCCGUUUUUGGACCGGUCGACCGUUUUGGACGACAAAGCAAACUUCUCAAUCAUCUCGGUGCCGGAGUUGGCGAGCGACCCGAGCAAGGGUACACGCGGGCCCGAGUCGCGCGACGCGCGCGCGCUCAUGCCGGUGAAGCUUGACUUCUCAUCGCAAUUGACGCAGAUCCCGCUCUCGCCACGUAAGCUCGUGUCUCCAUCGCGUGUGGUGGUACCCCCGCGUGCGCCGCGCCUUGUAAUCCACAAACUCGUGUUGACAAACUUCAAGUCAUAUGCGGGUACGCAAGAGAUUGGGCCGUUCCACCUGUCAUUCCUGGCGGUAGUCGGGCCCAACGGGAGCGGCAAGUCCAAUGUGAUCGACUCUAUGUUGUUUGUGUUUGGUUUCCGCGCUCUGAAGAUGCGCCAGGGCAAGUUGAGCGAACUCAUCCACAACUCGGAGGAGCACACGGACUUGGGCUUCUGCGCAGUCGACAUACACUUCGAGCACGUGAUUGAUGAUGAAGACAGUGAGGGGGCGACGGUGGUAUCCGGCAGCGGGUUGGUGGUCUCGCGCAAGGCAUUCCGUACAGGCGGCUCACAGUACUACAUCGACGGCAAAAUGAGCACGUACACAGAGGUGACGACGUUGUUGAAGGCGAAAGGCAUCGACUUGGACCACAAGCGGUUCCUCAUCCUCCAGGGUGAGGUAGAGAGCAUUGCCCAGAUGAAGGCCAAGGCUGAGAAGGAGAACGAUGACGGGUUGUUGGAGUACCUCGAAGAUAUCAUCGGCACAACCGCGUACAAACCGCAGAUUGACGUGGCGGUUGCGCGUGUGGCGGAGUUGAACGAACUGUGUAAGGAGAAGGAGCACCGGUUUGAGCUCGUCGAGCGUGACAAGACCGCGUUGGAGGCGCGCAAAGACGAUGCGUUGGCCUUUUUGGAGCAGGAGAAGCUGUUUGUCGAGAACCAAGCCGCCGCACACCAGUUGGCGAUGCUCCACGACCGCGAAGCGGUGGAGACAAACACCAAGGUGCAUGAAGAGCUAGCAGCAGAGCUCGCAAAGGAGCAGGCUGAGACAGCGGAGUUUCAGCGCGAAAUUAUACGCUUGGAGGCCGCGCACGCGGAGUUGGCGCGUCGUGCGGACGGCUACGCGGGCGGUAUCGCGGCGUUGCAGAAGACCGCAAAGCAGUUGGAGAAGGACAAGGUAUCUAUUGAAGAGAAGCUCCGGCAUACGGCUGCGAAGCAGAAGAAGGCCGAGAAGGCGUUGGCGGCCUCGCAAUUCGGGACCAAAGAGGCGGAGGCGAAGCUCGCACUUCUCGAAGGCGGCGAUUUUGAGGCAGAGAUUGCGACGUUGCAGGAGAGUAUGGCGCGCGAACGUACUGCGCUCGAUCAGAUCCGACUGGAACUCACGUCCAAGACGGAGGUGUUCACGCAACAGAUUGAAGUUCUCCGCACGGAGUUGCAGCCAUGGCAGGACCGCUUGGAGGCCAAGAACGCCCAGGUCCAGAUCGCGCAGAGUAAGGUCGACAUGCUUGCAGCGCGCAAGACUGAGAACGAGGCGGAGAUCGAAGCGUGCCAGGCACGUAUCGCGACGCUUCGCGCGCGACAGGAGACCAAGACGGAGGCGCUUGCGAAGCUCCGCCGCGAGGAGGCGCACGUGGCCGAACAAAUCAAACUUGGUGAACCCGAGUGCGCGCACCACGCACAAACGUUGGCCAAGAUGGAGACGCACGUGCGUGACGAGCAGCACAAGCUCCAGGAGAUGGAGAGCGCGCUUCGUGCGAGCCAGAGCAAGAGCAAGCUCUUAGACGGGCUCAUGCGACUCCUGCAAGCGGGGCGCGUGACAGGGUUCCACGGCCGGUUAGGAGACUUGGGGACGAUUGAUGAUAAAUAUGAUGUGGCGGUGACGACAGCAUGUGGACUGUUGAACGAUAUGGUGGUGGAAACGGUCGCGGCCGCGGACGCGUGCAUUGCGCAUAUGCGCGCGACGCAGCUUGGUUACGCGAAAUUUAUCUGCUUGGAUAAGAUCGCGCGCCGCGGAAUGCAGCCGAUCACGACACCACGCAACGUACCGCGGUUGUUCGACCUCGUGACGCCGAAGGACCCACGGUUUUCGCUGGCGUUCUAUCAUGCACUCCAGGACACGUUGGUCGCGCGCGACAUGCAAGAGGCCAAUGCGGUCGCGUUCGGCGACAAGAAGCGCUGGCGUGCGGUCACGUUGGACGGCAAGCUUGUGGACAAAUCCGGGACACUUUCUGGUGGGGGGCGCGCGGCCGUGGGCGGCGGCAUGAAGUCAACGCCGACAGCGUUUGUCGCACCGGAAGAGGUGGCGGCUGCGCGCGAGACACUCGCGGUCAAGCGCGAGAAGCUUGCGGUUGUGCGUACAAAGGUUGACUCGAUCCGUGCGGCGUUGCAGGGCCUCCGUGACCGCCAACCGGAGGUGGAGUUAGCCAUCUCUCAGCAUGAGCUCGAAUUGGAGUCAAUGGUGCACGAGGUCACGAAUUGCGGAGUCAGCUUGGCCGAAUUGACGGCCAACCGCGUGGCUUUUGCGGCGGACACGCGUGCAGUCACGGCCGCGGAGGCGGAGGUGGCGCGCUUGGUAGGUGAGCGCGCCGCGGACGCGCAGCAGGCAGACGCGCUCCAGGCGCAGAUUGCCGCGCUCCAGGAGAAGAUUAUGGACGUGGGUGGGGUCGAGUUGCGCAUCCAGAAGUCCAAGGUGGACGCUCUCGGCGAGCGCAUUGAGUUGGCGACUGAGAAACGGUCCGCAGAGGCUCUCGCUGCGCGCAAGCUCACAAACGAGAUCAAGAAAUUUGCGGCGCUUAUCGCCGAAAGUACAGCGCUGGUGGAGACGUGCCGUGGCGACCUUCAGGCGAUGGAGGCACAAAGCCGUGCGAAGGCAGACGGCUUGGCGCAGACAGAGGCCGCGUUGGACGAGGCGAUGAAUGAACGUGACGAGGUGACGGCCGAGCUCGAAGCCGGCGCGGCCGCACUCGCUGCGCGGCGCUCAGAGAUCAAGAAGUUGGAUGAGGCGGCGAUCGAGCUUACCAACAAGAUGGAGAAACAUGCGGCCGCGAUCCGCGCGGCGCAGCGUAAUUUACUGGCGAUCGAGGCGCGCAUCGCGGAGAUGGCCGUGCGCGACGUGGCGGCGUUGCUAGACUGGAUACCAGAGGAUGCGCGCGCGCAAUACACGGUCGUGCGCGCGGAGUAUACUCUCGUGGAGCUCCGCGCAAUGGAUGCGGAUGCGGUCGACGCCGCGCGCGACACCGCGGAGAACUACAUGAACAGCGUCAAGGUGGAUCCUGACGUAUUGCAGGAGUACGGUGCGCGCAGCAAGGAGUUUGAAGCACGCCGCGGUGACUUGAAUGCCGCCGUGGAGGAGCGCACGAGUGUCCAGAAGACGGUGGACGACCUCAAGCGCAGGCGCUUAGAUGAGUUUAUGGAAGGUUUCAACACCAUCUCACUGUCGUUGAAGGAAAUGUACCAGAUGAUUACAAUGGGGGGUAAUGCGGAGUUGGAGUUGGUGGAUUCGUUGGAUCCUUUCUCUGAGGGGAUUUUGUUCAGUGUGAUGCCACCAAAGAAGUCGUGGCGUAACAUUUCGAAUCUUUCUGGGGGAGAGAAGACGUUGAGUUCAUUGGCGCUUGUGUUCGCGUUGCACCGGUACAAGCCGACGCCGUUGUACGUGAUGGAUGAGAUUGAUGCGGCGUUGGACUUUAGGAAUGUGUCGAUUGUGGCGAAUUACAUUAAGGAACGGACGAAGAAUGCGCAGUUCAUUGUGAUUUCGUUAAGAAACAACAUGUUUGAGUUAUCGAAGCAGUUGGUGGGCAUCUACAAGGUAAGGAACAUGACGAAGAGUGUGGCGUUACAGAACCGGGAGGUUGAAGCGCAGUGAAGGGGAUUAGAUCUGAACCAAACCACCGAAUGAAACAUUAAGUAGUACUCUCUGAAUAGAUUCAACUGUCGAUAAUGGAUAUUUUUGUUCUAAUAUAUUAUAUGGACGAGGAAGCUGAGUAGAAAAGGACCAAAUGCAUCUAUUUUGGAGUAUUUCGGUUUAAAGAGGGUCGGUAAUGGAAGUCUUUAGCGAUUGACAGUCCCUACUGUGUCAUAGAGUCGA